Molecule: messenger RNA, 899 nt
Organism: Aureobasidium subglaciale EXF-2481
Lineage: Eukaryota; Fungi; Ascomycota; Dothideomycetes; Dothideales; Saccotheciaceae
Exons: 2
Coding region: 160-669 (169 amino acids)
Source: RefSeq, a predicted model, not a curated record
AGGAAACGCUUCUAAAGCACACUUCAUCGCCGUCUGUGUAAUGUGCCAUAUGUAGCUCUCCUUGGCAAAAGGUACAUCAUUCUGUUAAAUGGGCAGUGGCUUGUGCGAAUUUGCGUCAGGCGGUGCAUCCACGGACGCUCCACUCUAUCACCUGCCCCAAUGACGAUUAUGAUCCCUGCGCCAAGGACGAUGCUGGAUGCGACACUACUUAUCACCCCGCAGACUAUGUGGACUCUGAACAUAUCAACGCCAAUUCGAUUCGAUGGUACACAGCGGCGAUCUUACAACAGCCAGCAAGGGCGCCAUUUUCUCUACACGUGCUGCUGUAUCAACAAGCAAGACAAUAUCGCAGAAGCAAUUCUCCGGAUCCUCUACGCGUACUCUCAUACCAAUAACCGAUCACAACAGAUAGCACGUCUGUUCACGACCACCAUCGAGGAGAAGCCGUCGCCAUCACCGGAAGACCGUCCAUCUCCCAUUGAGACCCCAGUCCUCCCACCGACGGUCUUCUACUUCAGUGAAUGGUAUCCCGGUCAAUUCCAAGUCUUCUUUCACAUAACCAUCAUCUAUGGUCCGCUCCCAGUAAACCAGAUCAUGAGCACUGAUACAGGUCUCGCGGGCUAUGAACGACCCUCGGGAGUUAAAUUUGCUGCUUGCUGUCAUAUCUAGUUAUAGCCUCCAUGGAGGUUGCCAAAAACACAUCUUGCCUACAAGAAGACUAUAUCAUCACACAUCAAGGAUUCAGGAAGACGAUGUAGCAAUUUCCAAAUUUAUAUGGAUGGACAAAGCGAUGAAUACACUCCCGCCCAAAAUAUCCUUAGACGACAUUAGUUCAUAUCAGGAUUCGCAUCAGGGAUAUCGAAUUGCAAUCGCACGACGUGGCGUAAUGUCUAUUGUUU